AACCAGUUACUUCACCGUCCCGCCCGUCCUUUGAUUCGUUGAAAAAAAAAAAAUAUAUAUGUGUAGCCACCUAAGAUUUAUCGAUGAGUACUCUUCUUUACAGACACCUCAGGCAUGAAUUUUCGGUUUUAAAAGCCUUCAAUUCAUUUCCACGUGUUGGUUUUCGAAUGUCGUCGCGUGGGAUUCGGGCUGUACCCGAAGGCAUCACAGUGAGGGGCGGGCGGUCUCUCCUAGUAGCUUAGCCACAAUAGCCAGGCUCCGUGGUCAGGUUUAUCCACCGACCUCGCCACCUCAUUGAGGUCGUCCUCCCUCCGCCGAAAUAACACUUGCAUGGGCGAUGGAGGGCGACAUUGUGAAAAUGGAGCCGGCCGACAGCGAGCAGGACGAGGAGGAGAAUGUGUACGAAGUGGAGCGGAUCAUUGAUAUGCGAGUGGAGGAGGGCGAGGUGCUAUACCGGGUACGCUGGAAAGGUUACUGUUCUGACGAUGACACAUGGGAGCCAGAAGGCCAUUUGGAGGACUGUCGAGAGGUCCUUCUGGCGUUCAAGAAGGCUGCCACUGAAGUAAAGAAGGAACCCGAGGACAGAAAGCCCCUACUUAUGCUUCCUACCAAGAGUGACGUGUUUGACGCUGACUCGGAGAGUGACAGUGAAAAGGACCGUCCCACUGACGACAUGCCCGUUGUUAAGAAAAAGAAGAAGAAGAAGAAAGCUCGGGAGCUCCAGCUGGAAGACGAGGAGGAGGAGUUACCUCGGAAGAAGAAAAAGAAGAAGAAGGACAAGUGGCGGGAUGAGGUCAAGCCUUUGCCAGCUCCGGAGACGGACGAGGAUGAAGAUAAGACCACGGACACGAAGAAACGUAUGAUUGACUCUGACGACGAAGAUGACGCGCCGCCCAAGAAGCCAAAGGACAAGAGCAAAGAUGGCAAGCACAGGAAGGACAGAAGCUUUGAGGAGUCCAAGAAGAAGAAAGCCAGGAAAGAGUACAACUUGAUGUCUUCAGAUGAGGACCUCAGUGAAGGCCUGUCAGACUCAUCGGCAAAGAAGGAGAAGCAUCGCUCUGACGAGCACCGUUCCAAGCCCAAGAAGAAGCCCGAUGUCAAACUGAAGGGCAUCAAAGACCUCAUCCAAGACAAGAAGAGCAAGAUGAAGGAGAGCAGUCUCCUGAAGCUGAAGACACUGACCGCCUCGAGAGUCCGCGACGACGCCGGGCCACCUUCUUCCGACUCCAGCGACAGUUCAGGUCUGCACCGCAAGUCCAAGAGUAAAAGCCAAGAGGCCACACCGCCCACCAAGGCGCCCUCAUCUGCCUCCUCUGCUGGGUCCCUGGCCCCUGCCCCUGCCCCUGCCACCAAGCCCCGGGAGGAUGAGGCAGGCAGGGAGGACCCCAAGGGCUCCACCAACCUCUUUGAGGAGUUCUUGCGCGACUGCGACGCCAAGGAUCGAGCCCCCCGCAGGCCGCCGUCGGAUAAGAGCGCCAGCAAGCCCUCCAAGGUCCUUGGAAAGGUUGACAAGGUUGCCAAGCCUCUCAAAGAGUCUUCCACACAGAAAGAAGCAGAAAAGAUAGAAAGGCCUAAGCAGUCUGAAGCCACCUCCAGACCAGGCCAGGGUUACGGCUUCAGCCUGGACACCAAUGAACUGGAAGGAGAGAACGCGGCCAAAUCGAGGACCGGGAAGGAUUCCCGUGAACGCCGGGAUAAACCCGAGGAGAGCCAGACCAGGCUCGGCUUGGACAGGAAAGGACAGACGGACGACAGGAAGAAGAGAAGGGAGGACAGUGAGCCGAGACAUUUCAUGGUGUCUGAUGACCAUAUGGACCAGCAUUCGGUGGAGGCCGCUGACAAAUCUGGUCCAGCCACAUUGAGUUUGGGAAUGGAUCUCAACCUGGACUGGAUGACGCUGGACGACUUCCAGAAACAUCUGAAUGGAGAUGAUGAGAUCCUGUCAGGCCCUCCAUUAUCAACCAGUGAGUUAAGGGAUGCAGUGAAAAGUGGAGACUAUGUAGCGGUAAAAGUAGCCCUCAAUUCCAAAGAGGAAUACAACUUGGACCAGGAGGACGUCAGCGGAAUGUCGCUAAGCAUGCUGGCGGCAGCAGGUGGUCAAGACGACAUCCUCCGCUUGCUAAUCAGGAAGGGCGUCCGGGUGAAUGGUCGCCAGAAGAACGGCACCACGGCCCUGAUGCACGCCGCCGAGAAGAACUUCGUGACGACAGUAGCAAUACUGUUGGACGCCGGCUCGUACGUCAAUGCCCAAACGCUGGGAGGUGAAACCGCGUUGAUGAAAGCUUGCAAGCGGGGCAAUGCUGACAUUGUGCGCCUCCUGCUGGAGAAUGGCGCUGACUGCAACAUCCUGUCCAAGCACAAGACCACCGCCUUGUACUUUGCCAAGUUGAGCAACAACCUGGGCGUGUGCGACCUCAUAAACAACCACACCAAUAUGCUGUCCAGUGUGGCCGAGGACACCGUCCGGGUGUACUUCGAGAGCCGGCUAAUUCUCCUGGAGCCCGUGUUCCCGUUAGCCUGUCACCGACUGUGCGAGUGGCCAGAAUUUUUCACAGAGUUCGCCUACAAGCCUCAGCCAGUGACAGAAGGCACGGGCAUCCUCCUCUUCAUCUUCCACGCUAACUUUCGCAACGAAAUCACUGCCCGCCUAGGCGGCCCAUGCGGCGUCCAGGCUGUGGUGCUCAACGACAAGUUCCAGCUGCCCAUCUUCCUGGACAGUCACUUCAUCUACUCCUUCAGUCCCGUGGCGGGAAACAACAAACUCUUCAUCCGGUUAGCAGAGGCACCCUCAGCCAAGGUGAAGCUUCUCAUAUGUGCCUACAGAGUCCAGCUGCAGUGACGGAUUACCUCCCCCAAGGUGGGGGUUUGUUUAUUUUUUUGUUUUGGUUUUUUAAAACAUUUUUAUCCCGCAGUGAUCAGUCUCACCAUUGAUCCUUACAGCCCCCCAAAAUACCACAAAUGCUCAUAAUUUGUAAUAGUAAAAAUGUUGUAGCAUAAUGUUUUUUUUAACAAACUGUAAAAAGUAAUAUGGUACCACUCCUAUUCUAACUCAAAAUGUUACUACACUUUUUUGUAAAGAAUGAAUGACAUAUUCCUUUGAAGUGUUUGUGUUGUUUCUGAUAAUUUUUUUGUACAUAUCCACGUCACGUGAAUAAACGAUCAAUUCUC
Molecule: messenger RNA, 3168 nt
Organism: Syngnathoides biaculeatus (alligator pipefish)
Lineage: Eukaryota; Metazoa; Chordata; Actinopteri; Syngnathiformes; Syngnathidae
Gene: mphosph8
Product: M-phase phosphoprotein 8
Cellular component (GO): cytoplasm; nucleus
Molecular function (GO): protein binding
Source: RefSeq, a predicted model, not a curated record